Molecule: messenger RNA, 1320 nt
Organism: Brassica oleracea var. oleracea
Lineage: Eukaryota; Viridiplantae; Streptophyta; Magnoliopsida; Brassicales; Brassicaceae
Product: DEAD-box ATP-dependent RNA helicase 53-like
Exons: 8
Coding region: 1-1320 (439 amino acids)
Source: RefSeq, a predicted model, not a curated record
AUGCCACUUCUUCUUGUUACUCCCAAAGCUAGCAGUGAUCAGGAGGCAGAAAUGCUUGUGAACAUUAAAGCACAUAUUCUUGUUCCGGAGCACCAAAUUCUUACAACUCAGAAAAAGCUUUACUGGAGAGACACACUGUUAAGGAAUCAGUACACCUUCGUCCAUUGUUUUCGUUUUGCAGGCGCAGAGAUAGUAGUGUUGUGGGACACUUUUGAUAGUCACAUCCCUAAUGAUUUCACUGAUGUUUUGAUGAUCACUCAAUCGGCUCUUAAAGAAAAGGGUAUUUAUGGUAGAUUCAAAUUCAGGGCUUAUGCUAGUGACCCGGCCAACUAUCCUGGAUUUCCUGUCUUUUGGAUAAACGAAGGCAUUAGAGAUGCCAAUGGCCGUAUCAUUGAUCUCAUUAAACGAGGAGCUCUUAAUCUUUCUGAGGUUCAGUUGUGGUUUGAUCAGAUGCUUCAAGUUGGGUUUGCCGAGGAUGUCGAGAUCAUAUUGGAAAGGUUGCCUGAGAAACGUCAGAGCAUGAUGUUUUCUGCAACAAUUCCGAGUUGGAUCAGAUCGCUUACCAAAAAGUAUCUGAAUGAUCCUCUGACAAUUGAUCUGAUGAGUAGCCUCGUUGGAGAUUCUGAUCAGAAGCUCGCAGAUGGAAUUACAACAUAUUCUAUCAUGGCAGAUUCUUAUGGUAGAGCUUCAAUUAUCGGUCCUCUUGUAACGGAGCAUGCUAAAGGAGGAAAAUGCAUUGUUUUCACCCAGACAAAACGGGAUGCUGAUCGCCUUUCAUAUGGCUUGGCAAGAACCUUCAAGUGUGAACCUUUACACGGUGACAUAUCUCAGAGUCAGAGGGAAAGAACACUUGCUGGUUUCCGUGAUGGGCAUUUCAAUAUUCCUGUUGCCACUGAUGUUGCUGCCCGUGGUCUUGGCGUUCCCAAUGUCGAUUUGGUGAUUCAUUAUGAGCUUCCAAAUAACACGGAGACGUUUGUCCACAGAACGGGGAGAACAGGACGUGCUGGGAAGAAAGGAAGUGCUAUUCUCAUCUACAGUCAAGAUCAAUCCAGGGCUGUUAAAAUAAUUGAGAGAGAAGUCGGGAGCCGUUUCACUGAGUUCCCUAGCAUUGCUGUAGAACGUGGUGGAAGCAUGUUUGAAGGAAUAGGUGGUCGAUCUGGUUCAAGCUUUGGUAGUCCUUCAGGUGGUGGUUACGGUUGUACUAGUGGCCGUUCAGGCAACCGUUAUUCUUCUGGUGGUUCAGAUCGUUCUUCUCAGUCAAGUGGAAGGAUCAGGUUUGGUGGUGGUUUUGGCUCAAACGAUGGUAAAAGGUCUUACUAA